This is a messenger RNA of Photinus pyralis (common eastern firefly), 3401 nucleotides long. It is a transcript of the gene ABCD, whose product is annotated as ATP-binding cassette sub-family D member. Lineage: Eukaryota; Metazoa; Arthropoda; Insecta; Coleoptera; Lampyridae. Gene Ontology annotation, cellular component: peroxisomal membrane. The transcript has 6 exons. Gene Ontology annotation, biological process: very long-chain fatty acid catabolic process; peroxisome organization; fatty acid beta-oxidation. Gene Ontology annotation, molecular function: long-chain fatty acid transmembrane transporter activity; ATP hydrolysis activity; ATP binding. The record is from RefSeq and is a predicted model, not a curated record. The coding region runs from base 1087 to 3297 and encodes 736 amino acids.
ACAGAAAGAAAUAAUUGUGUCCUUUUGUUGACUGAAGGUACACUCGACAAACGUUUACUAUAUUAGCUUCCUCCACAGGAGAGAAAAAUUCAUUCCAAAAACUAAUAUGCAAACCUUACCUUUUCUUUCUCUAUUACCUUAUUACUGUCAUGGUAAUCUUGGGGAAAAGUUAAUCCAAUCUUCGUAUGCAAGGGGCCCUCAACACUGAUCUUCAACAAUAGGUGCUCGGCCUUCAAGGCACACUAGUUUUUGGAAAUGAACAGAUAAAUCUUUCUUUUCAGUGGAAUGUUCCAUUGUAAAUCUUUUUAGGCACUUAUCAGGGCUAUCAAAGCCCUUUCUAAACGCUUUUAGGGCAGUUUGAUGGUGUUUUGUCAAAUUAUCGUACUUGCUAACACGGGGCUUUUAAGAAAGAACAUUGCAGCGGAGGGUCUGGAAAGCAAGCACUGUUCACACCCCUUUGAUAGUUGAGUAGGACUUUUCCAGACCCUCCUAACAUGGAUUUUCUAGGGGCAGGGUUUGAUAACGUAACAUAAAAUCCACGGUUCGUACUAUGACUAUUGUAGAUGAUUAUCAAAGGAAUAUCGUGGACUAAUGUCAUAAGAGCGAGGAAAGUGAUAUAUCGGUCAAUGAACCGUUACUCCGCUUGCGUAAUAUUGGCUUUCUUUGGGAGAAAAAAAUACUUUCCCUUUUUUUAAACAUUACGAAGAAACAAGAUUGAGGUUAUGUAUUACCAGGUGACGGUGACGUCAAACUGUCAGUAAUGACUUUUCAAGGUUAUGGUGCGCAUUAUCUAUGCUAAUUGUUGAUUCAAUUCGAUUUAAAAAAAUUACCGCCUCGUCGCGCCUUGUGCACUCGCGUACCGAAAGUUUCGGGCCAUUAAAUCCGAAAAUUGUACACGCCAUGGUGGUAGUGUUCAGGAUUGAUCUUCGGCCCCCCUUUCCUCUCCCCGUACCACUUUCUUCUUUCCCAUUAAGUAGCUUUGUUCCUCCGGUCAUAAUGCGAUUGAUAACAAGUGAUAAACGGUGUUAAGUGGCUCUAAUGGAUUCAAUUAAGAUAACAAAAUCGAUUUAAUUACAAAGCGAAACGAUGCCGUCGGUUAUCUCGAAGCUCCUCGCCAAGACCGAGGCGACGCGAAGAUCCCUGAACAUACCGCGCUCGUACUUGCACGGCGGAAUCCUCGCCGCGUGUCUCCUGGCGUACACCUACAAAGUCGGAUAUCCCCUAAUCGAGAAUCUCCUCAGCAAGGGCAACGCGCAGCAGGACAGCGUCAACAACAACCUAUUGGUGACGACGAAUCCGCCGCCGGCGCCGGUCCGCGUCGAGAGACGGACUAGGGCGUGUUCGCAAAUCGAGUACCUGCUACGGCUGGUGCCCGGCCUGAACGUGCAGUUCGUGCUGCAAUUCUACAAGCUGUUUCGGAUUAUGAUUCCCAGUGUUUUCGGUAUCGAAACCGUCCUACUAUCCGGUCACACCCUGUUCCUGUUUCUGCGCACGUUUCUCAGUAUCUACGUAGCGAAUUUAGAGGGCGCGAUAGUCAAGUACAUCGUACGUAACGAACCGCGCAACUUCAUCAUGCAAAUACUGAAGUGGUUCGCGAUCGCGAUACCCGCCACAUUCAUCAAUAGCACAAUUAAGUACCUAGAAAGUCGUAUCGCUCUGAGCCUCCGGACGAGGCUCGUCGAGCACAGCUACAAGCUGUACUUUAAGAACCAGAGCUACUAUCGCGUGACCGUCCUCGACGGUCGUCUCGAGAACUGCUCGCAGCGCCUCACCGACGACAUCGAGACCGUCGCGAACAUGGUCUCGCAUCUGUAUUCGCAGAUCACGAAGCCCCUCUUCGACAUACUGCUGAUGGUGAUCGCGCUCGCGAACCUCACGAAAUCGCGCAACGCGAACGUUAUAACCGGCCCGGCGAUCGUGACCGUCGUCGUCGGCCUCUCCGCCUUCAUUCUCAAGCUCGGCUCGCCCAAAUUCGGCGUGCUCGUCGCCCAGGAGGCCGAGAAGAAGGGAUACCUGCGAUUUAUACACUCGCGGCUCGUCACCAACUCCGAGGAGAUCGCCUUUUACGGCGGCCACAAGGUGGAGCUGUCGCAGUUGCGCGGCGCGUAUCGCGUGCUCGUGCGCCACAUGCGGCACAUGUUCGGCGUGAAGCUGUGGUUCGUGAUGCUCGAGCAGUUCCUGAUGAAGUACGUGUGGUCGGGCACCGGACUGAUCGUGGUUAGCUUGCCGAUUCUUCUGUCCCGAAAGAAGGAGGUUUACAAAGAAGAGAAGCAACUCUCAUAUUUGGCCCAAUCGAGCGAGCUAAACACGAGCUUGCCCACCGUUAGCGUCGAUAACGUGGGCGAACGCACCCAGUACUUCACGACCGCCAAAAAUCUCAUGUUAACCGGCGGCAACGCUGUCGAGCGUCUCAUGUCGAGCUACAAAGACAUCGUCGAGCUCGCCGGGCACACGGCGCGCGUCGCCAACAUGUUCACAGUCCUAGAGGAGGUCAGCGAGGGAGUUUACGAGAAGACGCUCGUCGAGAAAAAGGACAACACGCACGGCUUCGUGUUCGAGUACGAGAAAGACCAGCCGAUACCGAAGGGCAGGCUCGUCCACUCGACCGACGAGAUCGUCCUACAGAACGUGCCGAUCAUCACGCCGAAUUGCGACGUGAUUUGCGCCUCGCUGAACCUCGUCUUGCAUCCCGGACAGCACCUACUGAUCACCGGUCCGAACGGCUGCGGCAAGUCGAGCCUGUUCCGAAUACUCGCCGGCCUGUGGCCGAUUUACGCGGGCGAGCUGCGCGCGCCGAAAAAUUCGAUGUUCUACAUUCCGCAGCGUCCGUACAUGGUGAUCGGGAAUCUGCGCGAUCAGAUCAUUUAUCCGGACACGCACACGGACAUGAUCAAUAAGCAGGUGAGCGAGGAGGACCUGCGGAAGAUCAUGCAUAUGGUGCACUUGGACCACAUCGUGGAGCGAGAUUCGUUUUACACGGUGAGAGACUGGACCGACAUCCUUUCCGGUGGGGAAAAACAAAGGAUGGCCGUCGCGAGACUCUUCUACCAUAAACCAAAGUACGCUCUUCUUGACGAGUGCACUUCGGCGAUCUCAAUCGACGUCGAGGGCGAAAUCUACCAGGCCGCCAUUAACCUCGGCAUCACGCUCCUGACGAUAACCCAUCGUCCGACGCUAUGGAAAUUCCAUACGUAUAUUUUACAGUUCGACGGAGCCGGCGCUUGGGAAUUUUCCGAAUUGAACGUUUCUAACUUAAAGGAAUCGAGGUACGGCCGAGAUCGGACGAACUCGGAAUAGUGAAUUUAGAUUAAGGUUCUAGGUUUAACGAUGUAUAUAAUAGGUCAAUUAUCCUGUAACAUUCUCACUUGAAUUUCCAGUAAAUUAGAAAAACUUCAGGAUUA